Messenger RNA from Brassicogethes aeneus, 2056 nucleotides. The record is from the annotation of a GenBank genome assembly. NCBI's taxonomy places the organism in Eukaryota, Metazoa, Arthropoda, Insecta, Coleoptera, Nitidulidae.
UUGUGUGUACGCGAUCGCGAUUUUAAUUACCAAAAAAAAAUCUACUUUUUUAAAUGUGGUCGUUCUAAUUUUUUUAUUUGAUUUAAUAAUUCGUGAAUAUGCAAGCCGCGGACAAAGAAAGUAAAAUUUUAACCUCAGAAAGGUCAAGUUGGGAUAAACCAGUGGAAUUUGUUCUAUCUUGUUUGGGAUAUGCCGUCGGUCUUGGAAAUGUAUGGAGGUUUCCAUAUUUGUGCUACAGAAAUGGAGGAGGUGCAUUCUUGGUAACCUACUUUAUCAUGCUGUUUUUGAUGGGCAUGCCUAUAUUUCUACUGGAACUGGUAAUAGGACAAUAUUCAGGAUUGGGUCCUGAACAGGCUUUUACAAAAUUAGCUCCAAUUCUUAGUGGAUUAGGGUAUUGUUCCUUGGUAGUCAUAACAUUGGUUACUGUUUACUAUAUGGUGAUUAUAGCAUGGACAGUGUUUUACUUUUUUGCUUCAUUUACAUCAGAGCUGGGAUAUGGAUCUUGUCACAAUGAUUUUAACACUAUUGUGUUCUCUGGUCUGGUGAGUUGUUUUAGCGCAACAGAAGACGACAAAUGCAAACCAAUGGAACUGUACUACAACAAAACCUGCAUGCUUGUUGAUGUCUUAUGUAAAAGCAAACAUUACGAAGGUGCUUUAAACAAAACCUUCUGCUAUGCCACAGACGAGUCAGCUGUUCCCGUCUAUAAAGUAGUUAAUCGAACACUCGCAACCGCCGAGUAUUUUAGAGACUACGUUCUCGGCGUAAGGGACGCGGAUUGGUACAACUUUGGCUCGAUCAGUUGGGCGCUGUUCGGUUGUCUGCUGUUAUCCUGGAUAAUAGGAUAUUUGUGCGUCAUCAGGGGCGUGAAAACCUCAGGAAAAGCCGCUUACUUUACGGCCUUAUUCCCGUACGUAAUUCUUACUGCCCUCGUUGUACAAGGAUGUAUACUGGAAGGUGCAGUCGAUGGAAUUCUCGUUUAUAUAACGCCCAAGUGGGGGAUGCUAUUAGAUGUGGACGUAUGGGCGCAAGCGGCAUCGCAAACGUUUUACUCCUUUGGUAUCAGUUGCGGGUCCUUAAUUACUCUAGCUUCAUACAACACUUUUAAUAACAACUGUUUAAAGGACGCUAUAAUUGUCACAGCAGCAAAUGCAUUUACUUCGAUAUAUGCCGGUUUUGCCAUUUUUGGGAUGCUAGGUUUCUUAGCCAAACAAAUGGGCGUUCCUGUCGAUGCAGUAGCCCAGGAUGGUCCUGGUUUAGCAUUUGUUAUAUAUCCCGAAGCUAUUCUACGUCUACCAGCCCCUAUAUUUUGGUCGAUAGCGUUCUUUUUCAUGUUGUUCAUUCUUGGCUUGGGCAGUCAGUUUGCCGGAGUGGAAGCUGUUAGUUGCCUGAUUAUGGACAAAUGGCCAAAAACAAGGCAUUAUCAGGCAUAUUUAACGCUUGGAAUUUGCUUGGGUUGUUUUCUUCUUGCAAUUCCCAUGUGUUUUGGGGGUGGUGUAUAUAUUUUUACCCUCCUAGAGUGGAAUACUGCCUCCUGGGCUAUUCUUCUAAUUGGUUUUACCGAAGUUGUUGCUGUUUCUUGGUGUUAUGGUUGUCAUAGAUUUAUGGACAAUAUGGCUUCCAUGGAUAUGACAAUGGGAAAAGUUGCGAAAUGGUAUUGGUGGGCUUGUUGGGCAGUUAUUACACCAUUUACAUUAUUGGGCGUUUUCGCAUUUCAAAUGUCCAACUUUUCUCGGACAUCUUACGAAGGAUAUGAUUUCCCUAUUUGGGCUGAUAUGCUUGGAUGGAUGAUUGGUAUUUCAACUUUGGCACCACUAUUUAUUUUUGGUGGUAUUUCACUAUGGCAUGGAAAAUAUUCUGGCUGGAAAUGGUUUCAACCUACAUCAGAAUGGAAACCUCAAAAUGGCAAAACAGAAAGUCGACUUACACUCGACAAUAAUCAACUGAUCGAAUCUAUUCAUAUAUAAGCUCAUCGGAUAAAUCGAGUUCUAAAUUAUGAAUUCUCUUUAUAUAUUUCUACUUUUAAGAACACUUAUUUUUAAUUAAUAUUAUAAUU